AAAAAAAAGACCAAAGGAGUGGGCGCCCUAUGUUCCUCAGAAUCUUUUUAAAACUCCUUGGUUUGCCCAGAAGAGCCUUGACCACCUGGAGGCUCGCAUCUGGGGCCUCGAUGUGCCUGUCACCCGGAGCUGUCUGCCAUCUAUGACGGGGCGGGCCACUUACUGUCACUCCUGGGAGAAGUGACCAGGCAGUGAAAGAAAUGAUGUCCCUUCCCUUUUGGAGCUCAUAAUACAGGAUCCUAUACGCAAGAAGCACCUUGGAAGUCAGGGCUGGGCAGGCAGGAGCCAGGAGAGUGGCUACAAUGACUUCAGGAAUCCUGGUGGACAUCCAAGAUGAAGUGACCUGCCCAAUCUGCCUGGAGCUCCUGACAGAACCCCUGAGCAUAGACUGUGGCCACAGCUUCUGCCAAGACUGCAUCACAGGGAGUAGCCAGGAGCUGGGCUUCUGCCAAGAAGAGGAGAGCAGCUGUCCCGUGUGCCAGACCAGCUACUGGCCUGGGAACCUGCGGCCCAAUCGGCACCUGGCCAACAUAGCGGAGAGGCUCAGAGAGGUGGUGCUGGGCUCGGGGAAGCAACUGCAGGUGACUGUAUGUGUACACCAUGGAGAGAAACUCCAGCUCUUCUGUAAGGAGGAUGGGAAGCUCAUUUGCUGGCUUUGCGAGCGGUCCCAGGAGCACUGUGGUCACCACACAUUCCUCGUGGAGGAGGUUGCCCAGGAGUACCAGGAGAAGUUCCAGGCGUCUCUGAAGAAGCUGAGGCAAGAGCAGCAGGAAGCUGAGAAAUUAACAGCUGUUAUCAGAGAGAAGAGGGCAUCCUGGAAGAAUCAGCUGGACCCUGAGAGACGCAGGAUCCAGAAGCAGUUUGAUCAGUUGAGAAGUGUCCUGGACAGAGAAGAGCAGCGGCAACUGAAGAAGCUGGAGGAGGAAAAGAAGAAGGGUCUGAGCAUCAUAGCAAAAGCUGAGGCUGAGCUGGUCCAGCAGAGCCAGUCCCUGAGAGAGCUCAUCUCAGACCUGGAGCGCCGGUGUCAGGGGUCAACAACGGAGCUGUUGCAGGAUGUGAGUGAUGUCACCAAAAGGAGUGAGUUCUGGACCCUGAAGAAGCCAGAAGCUCUCCCUACCAAGCUGAAGAGUGUGUUUCGAGCCCCAGAUCUGAAAAAGAUGCUGCGAGUGUUUAGAGAGCUGACAGAUGUCCAAAGCUACUGGGUGGACGUGACUCUGAAUCCACACACGGCUAACUUAAAUCUCGUCCUGUCCAAGAACCGGAGGCAGGUGAGAUUUGUGGGUGCUCAGGUGUCUGGGUCUCACCUGGAAGAGCAUUAUGGCUGUGGUGUCCUGGGUUCUCAGCACUUCUCCUCAGGGAAGCAUUACUGGGAAGUCGAUGUGACCAAGAAGACUGACUGGAUCCUGGGUGUGUGCAGUGAUUCUGCAGGACCCGCGUUUUCUUUCAGCCAGUUUGCCCACAGUCGGAAUGUGUACUCCCGAUAUCAACCUCAGAGUGGAUACUGGGUGAUCGGGUUACAUCAUAAACACGAAUACCGAGCCUACGAGGACUCGUCCACUUCCCUGCUCCUCUCCAUGACAGUGCGUCCCCGCCGUGUUGGGGUCUUCUUAGACUAUGAGGCUGGCACGGUCUCCUUUUAUAACGUCACCAACCAUGGCUUCCCCAUCUACACCUUCUCUAAAUAUUACUUUCCUACCACACUUUGUGCAUAUUUUAAUCCCUGCAACUGUGUAGUCCCGAUGACCCUGCGUCGCCCAAGUCCUUGAACUUUCUGCUGUUUGUACCUGCAUCCGAGCAGUAGCCUGUACUCUGGGGCUCACCUGCAUUUGUCUUUCCUUUUUUACUUUCCAUUUUCUUGGGUUAUCACUCCUUUCCCUUUGAACAUUUACUCAAUGCUAGAGUUGAGUAACCCAACAGUGAUAGUGAACAUCCUUGACUGAUUAAUUACAGAUCUUGAGAUGGGUGAGGGGACGCUUUCAACAGUUUACCAUUAAGCAUGGUGUUUGAUGGAGAUUUUUCUUUGCUGAGGCAUGGAAUCAAAUUUAGGAAGUUCUCUCCUAUUAAUUUGAUGUCAGUUUUUGUACUGAAUGGGAAAUUGAAGUUCAAUAGACGUUGUCUCUAAUUAUUGAGAUAAUCAGGUGUCAUCUUUAUUCUGUUAUUGGAGUACAUUGAUUUGUUUCAGUUUCUAAAUCCAAUACAGAUUUCUGAAAUAAACCACUACUGUUCAUGUGCAAUACUGGAUUCGUUUGUGCUAAUA
This is a messenger RNA of Camelus dromedarius (Arabian camel), 2257 nucleotides long. RefSeq names its product tripartite motif containing 6 (gene TRIM6). Lineage: Eukaryota; Metazoa; Chordata; Mammalia; Artiodactyla; Camelidae. Gene Ontology annotation, cellular component: nucleoplasm; cytoplasm; cytosol. The record is from RefSeq and is a predicted model, not a curated record. Gene Ontology annotation, biological process: protein polyubiquitination; positive regulation of autophagy; regulation of viral entry into host cell. Gene Ontology annotation, molecular function: protein homodimerization activity; protein kinase binding; zinc ion binding. The transcript is spliced from 8 exons. The coding region runs from base 303 to 1766 and encodes 487 amino acids.